CCCCCUUUUUCAUCAGACUCGGGAAGACGGCCCGUGUUACACUGACAGCAUCAUCUUCCAGAGAUGGGUGUCCCCCCCACCCUGCUUUCUGGGGAGCCCAUUCCAAGCGGUUGUUCAGCGAGAGUGUGUGAGAUUAUUAAUAAUUUUAACAGCCGACUUUGUGCAUCUUAAUAAGGCCGCGCGCCUUCGGAAGCUCCAGCAAGUUAAUUACAAACAGUUGCCUCGGGGCGGCAUUCACGAGGCAAUUAGGUUUAUGUUAUUAGGGUAAUAUAAAUUCACGCUUUAUCAUCCCAAAUGCACUUGCAGCACGACGAACAAUUACAACUGCUAGCGAAAACCGCUUUUAAUACCGGGACUGUGUGCGCAUCCCGGUGAGAGAGCACUUUCCCUGCUCUUCGUUUCUUCCUUUGUUAAGCAUUUCCUUCGGCAGAGAAUAAUUCGCUUAGAAUUGAAAUAAAUCGAUUUUUUUUUUAUUUUUACAUUAAGAGAACGCGUUUUGCGCACUAUUCCUGGAGCGGUUCUGGGUGCAUAGGGACGGAUACAUACAUCCGCACCCAGGCAAAAAAACGUUUUGCUCCACAACAGCGACGUGAGCCACCUUAAGCAGCUCUCUGAUGUCAACGUCAGUGCUGGCGAGAUGCUGCUCUCCUGGCAGCGCUCACUGACCGGGGAGCCGCGCUUCACAUCUCCCGAGCCCAGCCUGUCCGCCCUUCCUGUCCUCCUCCUGCCGAAUCCCAGGGAUUUCUCCCCGGCCAGGCGAGCCGGGCGCUGUGCGGGGAUCAGCGAGGCACCUCGGUCCCUACUCCCGCACAGGAAAAGCUGCCGGAAGGUUGUUGUGCCCGGGAUGUCAGUGGGCACCCAGGCAACGGAAGGAGGUCCCUGAAUAGCACACAGACAGCAGGGGGCGCCGGGAGCGCCGAGCCACGGAGAUGAACCUGUGCUGGAGCGAAAUCAAGCGCAAGUCCCACAACAUCAGGGCCCGGCUGGAGGCCUUCUCGGACAACAGCGGGAAGCUGCAGCUCUCCCUGCAGGAGCUCAUCGACUGGCUAACGCUGAAGGACGAGGAGCUGUCGGACCAGCUGCCCCUCGGCGGUGAUGUGGGGGCCGUGCAGCAGCAGAGCGAAUUCCACCAGGCCUUCAUUGAGGAUGUGAAGUCCAGAGGCCCCUACAUCUACUCCGUCCUGGAGUCGGCCCAGGCCUUCCUGUCCCAGCACCCCUUCGAGGAGCCCGAGGAGACGCUCGCUGACAGCAAAGACGUGUCGCCGCGGCGGCGGAUCCAGAAUGUCAGCCGCUCGGUGUGGAAGCAGGCCAACGUGGCCAGCGACCUGUGGGAGAAGCUGACGGCGCGCUGCCUCGACCGGCACCGGCACAUGGAGCGCACGCUGGAGAGGCUGCUGGAGCUGCAGGGCACCAUGGAGGAGCUGGGCGGGGCGCUGGAGCAGGCGGAGGGCGUGCGGGAGGCCUGGGAGCCCGUGGGGGACCUCUUCAUCGACUCCCUGCAGGACCACAUCGACGCCACCAAGCUCUUUAAGGAGGAAUUGUCUCAAGUGAAGGAAGGCAUGAAGCACAUUAACGACCUGGCUCACCAGCUGGCCAUCUCAGACGUGCACCUGUCCGGGGAGAACGCCCGAGCCCUGGAACACCUGAACAGCAGGUGGAAGCAGCUGCAGGUGAGUCCCCCUCUCCCCUCCUGUCACAGAGCCACAGAUCCAGGCAGUAAACACUCUCUUUCAGGUUCUGUGCAGAUCCCCUGGGAGCGGGCUAUAUCCCCCAACAAAGUGCCAUACUACAUCAAUCACCAGGCUCAGACUACCUGCUGGGACCACCCGAAGAUGACAGAGUUGUAUCAGGCACUGGCUGAUCUGAACAACAUCAAGUUCUCGGCGUACCGCACGGCCAUGAAGCUGCGGAGACUGCAGAAGGCUCUGCGCUUGGACCUGAUGACCCUGGGCAGCCUGUCCGAAGUGUUCCGGGAGCCCAGCCUGCGCCGUAGCGAGCACAGCAUGGACGUGGUGGAGGUCAUCCACUCCCUGACCAGCCUGUACGAGCGGCUGGAGGAGGAGAGGGGCGUGCUCAUCAACAUCCCGCUCUGCGUGGACAUGUGCCUCAACUGGCUGCUCAACGUCUACGACUGUAGCCGCAAUGGGAAGGUGAGAGUGCUGUCCUUCAAGACGGGGCUGGUCUGCUUGUGCAGCUCUGAUGUUCAGGAGAAAUACAAGUAUCUCUUCAAGCAGGUGUCCGGGCCCGGGGGGCAGACGGAUCAGCGCCACCUCAGCAUGCUGCUGCACGAAGCCAUCCAGAUCCCCAGGCAGCUGGGAGAGGUGGCGGCGUUUGGGGGCAGUAACGUGGAGCCCAGCGUCCGCAGCUGCUUGCGAAUGGCGCCAGGGAAGCCUGCCCUCGAGCUGUCCGACUUCGUGGAGUGGAUGAGCCUGGAGCCGCAGUCGGUGGUGUGGCUGCCCGUGCUGCACCGGGUGGCCGUGGCCGAGUCCGCCAAGCACCAGGCCAAGUGCUCUGUCUGCAAGCAGUGCCCCAUCAAGGGCUUCAGGUAUCGCAGCCUGAAGCAGUUCAAUGUGGACAUCUGCCAGACCUGUUUUCUCACAGGACAGACCACCAAAGGAAAGAAGCUGCACUACCCUAUCAUGGAGUACUACACACCAACGACCUCAGGGGAGAAAAUGAGGGAUUUUGCCAAGACUCUGAAAAACAAGUUCCGAUCCAAGCAGUACUUCAGCAAGCAUCCCCAGAGAGGCUACCUCCCCGUCCAGUCUGUGCUGGAGGCAGAGAGCAGUGAAACCCCCUGUUCUUCUCCAAAGCUGCCGCAUGCAGACACACACUCCAGGAUCGAGCACUUUGCCAGCAGACUGGCAGAAAUGGAGAAUCAGAACUGCUCCUUCUUCACUGACAGCCUCUCUCCUGACGAAAGCUUGGAUGAAGACCAGUACCUGCUGCGCCUCUCCAGUCCCACCCUGGAGCAGGACUCUCCCACGGGCCAGCAGUCCGGGGCCGGACACAUCCUGGCCAACAUCAACUGUGAGGACAAGGAUGAGCUGGAGAGGAUCCUGGCUCGGCUGGAGAACGAGAACAGGGUCCUGCAGGGGGAGUAUCGGCGGCUGAAGUGGCAGCAUGAGGAGGCCGCGGCCUCCCCUCAGCUCACGGAGGGCGCCCUGGGCUCCCCGAUGGGCCACCGCGACGACGAGCUGCUGGCAGAGGCCCGGAUCCUGCGGCAACACAAGAGCCGGCUGGAGACCCGCAUGCAGAUCCUGGAGGAUCACAACAAGCAGCUGGAGUCCCAGCUGCACCGGCUCCGGGAGCUGCUGCAGCCCAAGGAGGAUUCAGAAGCCAACGGCUCCGCUCCCUCCUCUGUCUCGUCGCCACGGCAGUCUGGGGCCAGCCGGCCGGGGGAGCAGGACAGGGGAACCCCCGACACCGAGGCAGCAGGCGAGGACCUGGAGCAGGAGCGCCAGGACACUGUGAUCCGCCUGGAGGAGGUGAUUGAGCAGCUGAGGAAUGUCUUCCCACCGGACACCGGUACGCCAUCCCUGAGCUAAAAUCUGCGUGGCUCAGAGUCUGCAGCACCGUGCGCUGGGCUAGGAAUCAAGUCGUCUCAGUUCUCCUCAUUCAUGGUGCUGUAGCGCCCCCUCCUGCCCGCACAGAGCCGCACGAAUGCCCAUCUGAGUGAAACGUCCUGGAUUUUUGCACUAACCUACAUGCAGCUCGGUCGUCUUUGUCCUCCCAGCGUGGAACCAGGUGCCGAAGGGCCGUGGCCGUGCAGACACUGAGCAGCGAGCUCUGGCUGUGUGUAACUGUGCAAGGUGAAGCUUUCCGAAAACAGCACAAAGACCUAGACCUAUGGUUUAACAAUGCAAAGAGUGAGCGCUUGAGGUUUUCUGACUGCCAGUACCUCCCAAGAGUGUUUUCUCUUAAGAGUGAAUUUGUUUUUGCUAUUGGCUCACAAGGAGUGCCUUUUCAGCUUGUAAUACCAACAGACGUUCUCCUUGUUGACCACUUUCAGGACCAGUCUGUUUUAGCCACCUGUAACGAAGUGAAGAACACCCAGCUGCAAGCCAGCAAGAUGGGGUACAAGAUGGUUUACUUGGUUUGUCUCAAUCAAACUCUGAAUGUCUUAGCAGCUGCCAAGAGCUCAAGAGCAAUGUGGUCCUCAUUGGAGCUAGAAUAAUCUGAUCAGACCCAGGAUCUUGUGUUGCUAACUUUAACAAGUCUUGGAUAGAGCAUGUAGAAAUGGGGGAAAUGAAAUAAUUAAAAAUCAACUGUCAUUUCAGCUGAUUAGGAUUCCUAGGAUACUUAUUAUCCAGAGUAUAACACUGCUUCGAUGGUUUUCUUGGCAUGUUUAGUUUUAAAAGCACCUGCCAACAGAUAGUCUAAUGGCCUCCAGUGUAGUGAAGAGAACUCCUCAGCUAAACACAGGAGGCAUGUACAGAGAUCCUAGAGACUGGAGAGUGCAUUAAGCAGUUACAAUGCCUUAAAACCAGGAGAGUCUCAUGGAGGAGCAAGGUUAAAUCACUUUACAGCUUGUCUGGCUCUGGUCAGAGCCACCAGAUUCUCUUAUUCAUGAG
This is a messenger RNA of Lepisosteus oculatus (spotted gar), 4574 nucleotides long. NCBI's taxonomy places the organism in Eukaryota, Metazoa, Chordata, Actinopteri, Semionotiformes, Lepisosteidae. The record is from RefSeq and is a predicted model, not a curated record.